Lactuca virosa is the source of this 543-nucleotide messenger RNA. NCBI's taxonomy places the organism in Eukaryota, Viridiplantae, Streptophyta, Magnoliopsida, Asterales, Asteraceae. The record is from the annotation of a GenBank genome assembly.
UUCCAUCUUUACUUGUUCUACAAACUCAUGGGGGUUGCAGCAUGUAUCUCGGAACUUUACGAUUCCUGUCACAGCAUCCAUCGUUCCAGGGAGAAACUCAAGAAACGAAACCAACUUCAGACGGUGGAGAUAAAGAUCAAGAUGGACUGUGAGGGAUGCGAGAGGAGGGUUCGGAAGUCGGUGGAAGGGAUGAAAGGGGUGAGUUCGGUGGAUGUGGACCCAAAGAAAAGCAAGCUGACGGUGGUGGGGUACGUGGAUCCAGGGAAGGUGUUGUAUCGAGUCCGGCACCGGACAGGGAAGAAGGCGGAGAUGUGGCCGUAUGUGCCAUAUGACACGGUGGAACAUCCUUACGUGCCGGGGGUUUAUGACAAAAGGGCGCCGGAUGGGUACGUCAGGAACACGGCAGUGGUGGAUCCGGAGAUGUUGGAUUUGGCUAGGGCGAGUUCACCUGAAAUUAGGUAUACGACGGCGUUUAGUGAUGAAAACCCUACAGCUUGUGUAGUGAUGUAGUUCACUUCAUGAUCAACGGGUAGUUGCUCACUG